Messenger RNA from Trifolium pratense (red clover), 2444 nucleotides. RefSeq names its product polygalacturonase At1g48100-like. The record is from RefSeq and is a predicted model, not a curated record. NCBI's taxonomy places the organism in Eukaryota, Viridiplantae, Streptophyta, Magnoliopsida, Fabales, Fabaceae. Gene Ontology annotation, molecular function: polygalacturonase activity. The transcript has 6 exons. The coding region runs from base 680 to 2110 and encodes 476 amino acids. Gene Ontology annotation, biological process: carbohydrate metabolic process.
AUUGAAAUUUAAUAUUCAUAUAGUGAUGCAUGUAAUUAGUUGCCAUAUUUCAAUCACUUGAAAUUCCAAAUGAAAAAAAAAAAAUUGUUCUAUAAGUUUGUACUACAAUGUCAUUGAUUUCUAAGGAGAUAGAAACAUAAAUUUAGAUGAUAAUUCUCAAGCUUUCAUCUUAUAUUGUUGGAUCGUUCUGAGUCAGUGAUAUUUGACCUGAGUGGUCUCACGGUGUUCUAACAAACUUUAACAACUUCAUUGAAAUGAGGUUGGAGAAAAAACAUACAAUGCAAGUGUUACUAAAGAAAAUUGACUUCAUAAAGUGUCACUAAAAACUUUCAACUAUUUUCUUAAGACACCUAGACUUUUGAUCAACCAAAAAUCAACACGUGUCAAUUUUAUGCUUGUGAAUAUAUUCCAUACAAUUAUUUUCUUAGUAUAAAUAAUAACCUUUAGCUUCAUAAUACUCUUAUAGACUAUAUGCUAUUUUGCUUUGAAUUCUAAAAAUCAGUUCAAAUUAAUCUCCUUAAUUUAUCUCCACAAUAUCAAAAUUCUUAAUUAAUUUAGCCAUUUUAUAUUUUCAUUUCACAGAUACACUUCAUCAAUUUGAAGCAACUUGUAUGAUUUAACAUUGGUACAAACAUUGUUAUUUCAUUCUCAAAAUUCAUAAACUUAAGAAAAACUCAUCAUGAGUCUCAUUCAUAGUUUUUUUAUCCUAUGGAUUACAAUGAUAUUUUUCAUCCAUAAUUUUGAUAAUGUGGAAGGAAGAUACCAUCAUCACAAGAAAGGGAAGAAAACUUCCCCUGCACCAAGUGACCCAUCACCACCUUCUUACAAUCCUCCUCCUUCUCCUCCUACUCCUAGUGUUCCUUCUGAUCCUUAUCCAUAUCCAAAUGAUCCCGGAGAAUCUCCUUCGGAUUGCAUUUUCGAUGUAAGAUCGUUUGGAGCAGUCGGAGAUGGUGAAGCCGAUGACACGGAAGCAUUUAGAGCGGCAUGGAAAGCAGCUUGUGCAGUUGAUUCAGGAGUACUUUUAGCUCCUGAAAACAAUUGUUUUAAAAUCACUUCUACUAUCUUUUCUGGUCCAUGCAAACCAGGACUAGUUUUUCAGAUUGAUGGUACUUUGAUGGCACCAGAUGGACCAGAUUGUUGGCCUGAGGCAGAUAGUAAAAAUCAAUGGCUUGUGUUUUAUAGAUUAGAUCAAAUGACCUUAAAUGGGACAGGAAUCAUUGAAGGCAAUGGAGAACAAUGGUGGGAUCUUCCUUGCAAACCUCAUAGGAGUCCAAGUGGAAAUACUAUAUCAGGACCAUGUGAUAGUCCCACAAUGAUAAGGUUCUUCAUGAGCUCCAAUUUGGUGUUAAGAGGGUUGAAAAUACAAAAUAGUCCUCAAUUCCAUGUGAAAUUUGAUGGUUGUCAAGGAGUAUUAAUUGAUGAAUUAUCAAUUUCUGCACCUAAACUUAGUCCUAAUACUGAUGGAAUCCACUUAGGAAACACAAAGGAUGUUGGGAUUUAUAAUUCAGUGAUAAGCAAUGGUGAUGAUUGUAUUUCAAUUGGUCCUGGUUGUUCAGAUGUGAAUGUGGAUGGUGUUACUUGUGCUCCUACCCACGGAAUUAGCAUUGGAAGCCUUGGAGUACACAAUUCCCAUGCAUGUGUCUCAAACCUAACAGUUCGCAACUCGAUCAUAAAAGAAUCAGACAAUGGACUAAGAAUCAAAACAUGGCAAGGAGGAACAGGAUCAGUAACAGGUUUAACAUUUGACAACAUUCAAAUGGAAAAUGUCAGAAACUGCAUCAACAUAGACCAAUUCUAUUGCUUAUCAAAAGAGUGUAUGAAUCAAACAUCAGCAGUAUAUGUAAACAAUGUGUCCUACAGAAAAAUUAAGGGUACUUAUGAUGUUAGAACACCACCUAUACAUUUUGCUUGUAGUGACACUGUUGCUUGCACAAACAUAACACUCUCUGAGAUUGAACUUUUACCUUAUGAAGGUGAAUUAGUUGAUGACCCUUUUUGUUGGAAUGCUUAUGGAAGACAAGAGACUUUAACUAUACCUCCACUUGAUUGUUUAAGGGAAGGUGAACCUGAGACUGUUGUGGAGUUAUCUGAAUAUGAAUGCAAUAAUUGAGAUAUUGCUUUAAUUAAAUUGUGUAUGUAACUAUGUAAGGUAUAUUAUAUGAUAAUAUAGGUUAUGUUUGGUAUCACGGUGAAUAUGCCAGAAUCACGAUGAUUUAGUGUGAUUUUGCAGAAUCACGACCCCAAACAUAGGCAUAGUAUAGGUAUAGAGACAAUGUUUAUUGUGUUUGUGGUUUUGUAUUGUGUAUUAUGUUACUUAGGAUUCGUCCCUAUUUGGGGUAUUCUCAUAUUGUGUGAUGGGUUUUAAGAUAUAGAAUUUAGUCUAGUUUUUGGGACUUAAAUUGUAAUAACUUGAUUGGUUUUUAAUAUAUAUCAGGUUUCAAAUA